This is a messenger RNA of Spizellomyces punctatus DAOM BR117, 1080 nucleotides long. RefSeq lists its product as uncharacterized. Bases 227 to 877 code for a protein of 216 amino acids. Lineage: Eukaryota; Fungi; Chytridiomycota; Chytridiomycetes; Spizellomycetales; Spizellomycetaceae. The record is from RefSeq and is a predicted model, not a curated record. The transcript has 4 exons.
GACUGCGUGCGCAUGAAAGCAAUUUGUAGCCUCGUCAAAUCCCCAUCCUAAAACUCUGUCACUCACUUUUACAGCUCAUCCAGCUGAUACGUGCAGGCCGAGCAAGAGCAAUUCCGUCCAGUGACCUCCCAUACGCGCUUUAGAGUUCUAGUGUUGUACUGUAGCAUUCUGGUGCCUUUGCCAAGUUGAUCUGUUUGCACCAUCUGCCUGUCCGUUUCCUUUCACAAUGUCUGCCACUGCGUUCAUGAAUCGUACAGCUGGCCGCGCAGUGCGCUCUCAUCUUCAGCUCAACCCUGCAUCUACUGCCUUCCUGGUUUGUGAUAUUCAGGAACGGUUCCGGGGUCUCAUUUGGAACUACCCUCAUGUCAUUAACACAGCGUCAAAGAUGCUGGACGCUGCAAAGCUGCUGAACGUUCCGGUCUUGGUAACGGAGCAACAUCCCAAAGCACUUGGCCACACUGUACAAGAACUAGACAUCAAACAAGCUCGCGUGAUUGCAGCGAAGACAAAGUUCUCCAUGUUUGUUCCGGAAGUCCAAGAGUUUAUGAAAAAAAAUCUUGGAGAAUCACCGUCCGCGGUGCUAUUCGGAAUCGAGUCGCAUGUCUGCGUGAUGCAAACGGCUUUGGAGUUGCUGGAUCAUGAUGUUAAUGUUAUUGUCUUGGCUGAUGGUGUCUCGUCAAUGAAUCCUGGCGAAGUAAAGAUUGCGAUCAACCGAUUGCGAGCUGCUGGUGCCACGGUAGCCAGCUCAGAGUCGGUGUUGUUCCAGCUUAUGGGCGACGCUUCCCAUGAAAAGUUUAAGGAGGUGUCCAAGCUGGUCAAAGAGUAUAAGGACAAGACCACAGGAGCUUUGGAUGCGCUCGUGUCAGCAAACUUGUAAAUAGGUCCUCCAUAGAGGAUUACAAUCGUUGUUUGUAGUCACUAUCGCGUUUGAUAGGCAGGUUUCUGAUUUCAGUAUCACAACGGCCAUAGGAUCCAGAAAAAACACAUUUUGAAGUAUUCACAUUGCCUGACUUUGUGCAGGGUUUCUUUAAUCUAAUAUGUACCGUAAAAGUGAAGAGAAGGGGAACCUAUGAAAACGUU